Messenger RNA from Olea europaea var. sylvestris, 859 nucleotides. RefSeq names its product IAA-alanine resistance protein 1. The transcript has 5 exons. Lineage: Eukaryota; Viridiplantae; Streptophyta; Magnoliopsida; Lamiales; Oleaceae. The coding region runs from base 176 to 859 and encodes 227 amino acids. Gene Ontology annotation, biological process: zinc ion transmembrane transport; intracellular zinc ion homeostasis. Gene Ontology annotation, cellular component: membrane. The record is from RefSeq and is a predicted model, not a curated record. Gene Ontology annotation, molecular function: zinc ion transmembrane transporter activity.
GUACCAUUCGGCAUCAUCGUCGGAAUAAUAAUCCUCUUUUUCUGCGCUGUUUGCUUCAUCACUAUCGAGGGCACUUGCAAAAAGAAUCGCAAUUCUUCUUACCCUUUAAAAACCUUCAUAAGUUUUCACCAUUCGAAAUUUCGAACACUCCCUUAUUCGAAUUUCUUUCAAGAAAAUGGGGGGUGUCUCGAAUAAACAGCAGCGGAUCUAUAAUUGCUUCAGAAUGGUAUUCGGUUUUGUUGUGGUUGUGGGAUUCUCUGUGGCGGCAGCCCACCAGUGUAACCAUCAUCAUGAUCAUCACGAUGACCACAAUCAUGUGCAUCAUGAUGGUGGUGGUGUUGGUGUAGUUAAAAAGCAGCCGCAGCUGCUACUUCCGGAGGAACUUGCUGAAGCGGAGGAUCUGAAGCUCUAUGGAUUUGGGUUGCAUCACAGUCAUAACCAUGAAAGGGAGCAUAAGCACGGUGAUAUUGUGGAGCUUUCUGGUCUUGGUCUCUGGCUCAAAGCCAUGGGUUGCUCACUAUUGGUGAGCUUGGCUUCCCUUGUUUGCCUGAUUAUUUUGCCUUUAAUAUUCAUACAGGGGAAGCCAUCAAAAGCAGUUGUUGAUUCUUUGGCACUAUUUGGGGCAGGAGCAAUGCUGGGUGAUGCUUUCCUUCACCAAUUGCCACAUGCUUUUGGUGGUGAGCACUCCCAUUCACAUGAUCACCAUUAUGAGAAUGCUCAUGGUCACAUACAUGUUGGAGAGUCGCAUUCACAUUCUUUGAAGGAUCUCUCUGUUGGAUUGUCAGUCUUGGGUAAGUAUAAAUAUGCGAGUUACAUGCUUUCCAUCUUUCUUAUCUCGCUACUGCCCUCCAGGAAAUAA